This is a messenger RNA of Andrographis paniculata, 1624 nucleotides long. RefSeq names its product CBL-interacting serine/threonine-protein kinase 7-like. The record is from RefSeq and is a predicted model, not a curated record. Gene Ontology annotation, biological process: signal transduction; protein phosphorylation. NCBI's taxonomy places the organism in Eukaryota, Viridiplantae, Streptophyta, Magnoliopsida, Lamiales, Acanthaceae. Gene Ontology annotation, molecular function: protein kinase activity; ATP binding. The transcript has a single exon. The coding region runs from base 48 to 1388 and encodes 446 amino acids.
UCCUAAUAAAACACUCCCCCCCCUCUCUUCUCCCACCAACCCCUCCGAUGGGCCCCCCACCAGCCGCCGCCACACUCAGAAGAUCCGCCACCGCCGGCGGCAGCGGCUCCGUCAUACUCAACAAGUACCUCCUUGGCCGCCUCCUCGGCCGCGGCAGCUUCGCAAAAGUAUACCUCGCCCGCCUCCUCCAAGACGCCGGCGCCGACGCCGAAGUCGCCGUCAAAGUCAUCGACAAGGCCGCCACCGUCGACGCCGCCAUGGAGCCGCGCAUCCUCCGGGAAGUCUCCGCCAUGCGCCGCCUCCACCACCACCCCAACAUCCUCAAACUCCAUGAAGUCAUGGCCACCAAAUCCAAGAUCUACCUCGUCAUGGAACUCGCCGCCGGCGGCGAACUCUUCGCCAGAUUGAACCGCUCCGGUGGCCGGUUCUCCGAGCCCACCGCCCGCCGCUACUUCCGGCAGGUCGUUGCCGGCCUCCGAUUCUGCCACCAGAACGGCGUCUACCACCGCGACGUCAAACCCCAAAACCUCCUCCUCGACGAAAACGGCGUCGUUAAAAUCACCGACUUCGGACUCUCCGCCUUGUCGGAAAACCAGAACAGCAAUUCCUUGAUCCACACCGCCUGCGGCACCCCGGCGUACACCGCGCCGGAAGUCGUCUGCGGCGGCGCCGGCGGCGGAGGAUACGACGGCGAGAAGGCUGACGCCUGGUCCUGCGGCGUCCUCCUCUACGUCUUCCUCGUCGGAAAUCUCCCUUUUGACGAUUCCAAUUUAUCGUCUAUGUACCGCGCAAUGCACCGCCGGGCGUUUGAAUUUCCCGGCGGGAUUUCGAAGCCGGCGAAGCUCGCCAUUUACAGACUCCUUGAUCCGAAUCCGGCGACGAGAUUAUCCCUAGACGAAUUGACGAAGCUUUCCUGGUUCAAGAAAUCGAAUUCCCAAAUCAAUUUGAUUCAAAACCCCAACCCUAAUUCCGAUCCGAAUUGGGGAUUUAACAAUUACGUCCCCAAAGCGACGGCGUUCGACAUAAUUUCGAUGUCGGCGGGGUUGGAUCUGUCGGGGCUUUUCGACGGCGGCGGACGGAAGGAGAUAAGGUUUACGACAGCGACGGCGGGGAUCGAGGAGGUGGUGGCGAGGGCGGGGGAGGAAUUGGGGUAUGGGGUGGAGAGGGGGGGGAAGGGGGUUGGGUUGAGGAUGGUGAAGGGGGGUAGGGUGGUUUUGGAGGUGGAGGUAUGGGAGGUGGCGGUGGAGUUGUGGCUGGUGGAGAUGCGGGUGGUGGACGGCGGCGGAGUGGAGUUUGGGGAGUUGCAGUGGGCGGAGAUGAGGUCGGGGAUCGGCGGGGCGGUUGUGACGUGGUGCACUGGGGAAGAAGAAGAAGGCGGUUUGAUCUGACGGCUGGGGGGCGACACGUCAGCGGCUGUGGAGGGUUAGGAUUAGAUUUUAUUCAGAUGUGAUAUAAUUUUGUAAUAAUACAAGCAUGUAAUAUACAUGAUUUUAUUUUUAUUUUUAUUUUUAUUUUUUGUAAUUUGAGUUUCUUAGUAUACUCCAUGUUGUGGCUGUCUUUUUUGAUGAUAUGUUGUAAUAGGUUUAUAGGGCUAGCAAUAAUAGCUUCUGACAACGUAGUACUA